Scomber japonicus (chub mackerel) is the source of this 2462-nucleotide messenger RNA. RefSeq lists its product as uncharacterized. The coding region runs from base 133 to 1554 and encodes 473 amino acids. Lineage: Eukaryota; Metazoa; Chordata; Actinopteri; Scombriformes; Scombridae. The record is from RefSeq and is a predicted model, not a curated record. The transcript is spliced from 9 exons.
UUCGUCUGUUUCAGAGAUAUAGCGGAAGAGAACUUUUGUUUAUAGUGUUUUUCAGAUCUUGAGCUCGAUGUUCACUUUUGUCCACUGAGACUUAGUAAAAACAGUUUACUAUUAUUGGGUUAUAAGUAGAUCAUGUUUCUGAGAAUCUUUGCACUAUCUAUACUCCUACACUGUUUCGGCUUUGGUUACUCUGAUGUUGAACAUCAAGAACUGUGCUAUGGGAGACAUUUACGCUUAUCAUCUAUUUAUUCACCAACUUAUUUCAAAGGACAGAUGUAUUUCACUCCGAGUACAGGGGAACCCCGGAGGCUACUGAUGGAAAAUGGACAGGUGAAGGACCCACGCCUGGAGUUUGCUUCCAUCCCACUUACUUUGAGAGAUGUGACAGAAAGAGAUGAAGGGACUUAUUCAAUCUCAUAUGAUGAUGACGACAGACUGUUUGUUAUCGUCAGAGUGAAUAUUUUAGAUUGUGCUGAAGAAGUGGAAAGGUCUUUGUAUUCUAUGUAUUCCGGUCAUAUUCCUAGAGAGGCUGAAUUACUGGAGUUCAUUUCCAUCCCCAGAAUAAGGGACAAGCCACAUGUCCUGUGGAAUCGCACAAACCCUCGGACCCGUAAAGGAAGCAGGGUACUUGUGCAGGGCGAUAGCUGGAAGAUUACUAAACUCGUUGAGUCAGACAGCGGCUUCUACAAUAUCAGGAAAAAAGACAACACUUUAAUAUCUAGAAUAAAGCUUACAGUAAAAGAGUACAUACUUUACUAUAAUGGUGAUGAUGUGAAGAAGGACGGGCUCCACAUCUCAUAUCCCGAUGGUUUUACCCCAUGGGACGUAACCUUCUAUCCUAAAGGGAUAGACAGAACAAAGGUAACUGUGAUGGAAGCUGGCCAUCUGCCUUUAGAUACAGACUAUUUUGGAACUGUGUAUUUUGAUGGGAGAAUUCAGGAGGUGCCUAAUGGCCUCAAGAUUGAUCCUGUGAAAAACACAGACUCUGGCGUCUUUGAGUUCAAAUAUGACGACGGCAAACUGGGCCUUGUUGUGGAGGUGAAUCUAGAGGAUGUAUCUAUUCCUGCGUACGAAUAUGUUGCUAUAAUCGCUGGCAUUAUACUUGUGAUUGUCUGCUGCUGCUGCUGCUGUAAGAAGUGCUGUUGUAAAAAGAGCUCUGCUAAAAGGGGGUCCACUCCUCAAACUGCAGCAGCACCUGCUGUGUAUUAUCAUGGCACAAAUCAACCUGAUUGCCCAAGUUACUCUGCUGCACCACCUACUCCAGCUUACUCUUACCAACCUAUUAGUACUCUGGGAAACCAAGAACCAACUACUUCCCCUGGGCCCCUGGUGUACAACCCAGUGGAUAUCCAUGUGAGCCCAACUCAGCCUGAGGUUGCAGUUCCAGGAGGGCAGGGAGCAGCUCCAGCUCAAUCAAUUGGCUCUGAUUUUCUGUCCUCAGACUCUGGGCCAACGUUUGAGUUUAAAGGAACAACCUUUCCCUCUGCUCCUCCCCUCAGCUCAGACUCAGCUAAUUGUGAUGUCUACAACUCAGAUAAACUCAAUUUCCUGUAGGUAGGAUGUAGGAUGCACGUUAAAUGUUCAAGUGUUGUGGAGUUGAAGUCAGCAUGGUGCUUUGGAUAAGCUGACAUAAUAGCCAUUUUAAUCCUUGAUACAUGACCAAAUGUGUCAUCAUAUUCUCAGGAUGUAUGAUAUUGUCUUUCUUUUCAUGUAAAUGCAUACAUGCAGUGUAGUCUAACAAAUGUGUGGCCUGCAAACUAUUAUUAGCUUUGGGUUUUUUGGGGGGGAUUUUAAACCUUUAGUGGGCGGCUUACAGUGUAGAGUGCACAAAUCAUUUAUAGUGUUUUAUCAAUGAACUCAUGAUAUCUUAAAUUGGUUGUAAGGCUGCAGUGGAGUCUGAUACCACUACCGUAACCACUUCAUCAGAGUGUUUUUAUAAUAUAGAAUAUAUAAAUGAAUGUGCCAUAAAUAUAGGUUUUUAUUUAGAAUGUAUAAUGUACAAAUAUUAUUUGAUUUUGGAAUUUUCCUGCUGCCUACGAUAUCAAAGCCAGGAGAGAUUAUGAGUAAGGAUUGAAACGGAUUAAACACUCAUGGGGAACAACACAUUACACUCAGCAAUUUAAGUCAUGGUUGCUCACUUUACUUAUCUAUAUCUAAUAUUUUAAUAUUGUUUCAAAGGUUCUUCAGGUUCAUAAUGUGUCUGUGGAUUUUUGAGAAAUGAUGUGUUCUUUUUUGUUUGCUACCAAGAUAUAGAAAAAAAUGAGCAAACUUUUUUGACCUCUCAUGUAUUGUUUUAUGAGGCCUCUGUUGUAGAAAUGAAACAGUUUUCAAAUUUUUUACAUUUUUGUAAGUUUUUAGGGUUAGGCCUAGUUGGGAGCAGAAUUUCUGUAUAUGUACUCACUUUUUCUGAACAGAUAUACAGAACAUAUAAGCAUUCAUUUGCAGGGUUGAUUGCUUACUUA